Perca fluviatilis (European perch) is the source of this 1501-nucleotide messenger RNA. RefSeq lists its product as uncharacterized. Bases 481 to 1119 code for a protein of 212 amino acids. Gene Ontology annotation, biological process: immune response. Gene Ontology annotation, cellular component: extracellular region. Lineage: Eukaryota; Metazoa; Chordata; Actinopteri; Perciformes; Percidae. The record is from RefSeq and is a predicted model, not a curated record. The transcript is spliced from 5 exons. Gene Ontology annotation, molecular function: cytokine activity.
UCUCGCAGUACUCUCAUAAUGUAAUGAGUAUCCUAUUACAGUAUACUUCACCACUGCUAAUAAUAAUAAUAAUAAUAAUAAUAAUAAUAAUAAACCAUAUGAAAGUAGCCUAUUUUAAUGGUUACAACAGUCUGAACAUGAAACCUGCAGAGAGGAGCUCGUGACGUGUAUAUCUGAUAUGAUAUGAUUAUAACUCUUGUAUAAGGGUGUGUGUGACGUGUGUGUGGACCCCCCCAGGUGAGACCCCUGAUCCGCGCAGCUCUCGCGACGCACCUUUUACCUUGGACGGCUGUGACGCAACAAGUUUUCGUCACUUGGGGAUUUAUGUUGGAUGAGUCCACUCACACUGACGGUAGUGAACGGGAAAACCCCAGGGGAGCGCAUAAAACUCCUGCAACAAAUGGAAGCUGGUAGAUUAUUGACCGAGUGUAGCGGCGGACAGACACUGAGCGCGACACGGAGACAGCCGCCCUGACAGACAUGAACUCUGCGAUCGCGUUGGUCCUGCUUCUCUGCUUCCUGUCGCCACACCUCGUUCUCUCGGCGCCCGUCGGCUCCCUGGCCGAGCCGCCGCCGGCGUUCACAGAGGCGGCGGAGCACGCCAAGACGCUGGUGGAGAAAAUCCUGAAAGACAUCCCGGCCGCGCACAGCGCCGCCAUCACCACCGAGGGUUUGACCCUCGACCCCUCGGCUCAGACCACCAACCUGCAGAUGAUGAUGACAUCACUGGGCAUCCCCCCCGCCCCCGUCCUCAAACCGCCGUCUGAAAGCUUCACUCUGGACGUCUGGGUGAGCUGCAUGUCAGCGGGCGGCCGGCUGUACCAGGGGCUGCUGGGAGUUUUAUCAGACAGACUGAGCGGACUGAGCAACCUGCACGCCGACCUCCGAGACCUGCUGACACACAUCGCCAAGAUGAAGGAGGCUGCUCAGCUCGGUGAUGGCGACGCAGCAGAUCAGAACCAGAGUCUGGACCUGGCCUCCCGUCUCCAUGGUAACUACGAGGUGCAGGUGGCAGCGCACCUGACGCUGACGCAGCUACGCUCCUUCUGCCACGACCUGAUGCGCAGCCUGAGAGCUUCCGCCGCCUACAGGCUGCCUAGCUCCACAGGGACACACUAAGCCCCGCCCACUCUGCCGCAGGGACAGGCAAAGUCCCGCCCACUCUGCCGCAGGGACAGGCAAAGUCCCACCCACUCUGCUGCAGGACAGGCAAAGCCCCGCCCACUUUGCUGCAGGCACAGGCAAAGCCCUACCCACUCCGCUGCAGGGACACAAUAAGCUGUCUGAGGUGUCUGAAGGAAUAUUGUUCAAAAUAUUUGACUUUUUUUCUCAAAAUAUUCCUAUUUUUUUACUCGGAGCUGAGUUAAAGUCAAUAAAAAAAACGGCUGAGGCGUCUGAAGAAGUCGGACUCACCCGGAAAUGGCGAGCGGGAUGAGGUGACUAGAGUCUCUCAAAAUCUGAUGAAAAUCUUUUAAACUGACCUUUGUUGAUCUGAAAUGAA